Priapulus caudatus is the source of this 1139-nucleotide messenger RNA. RefSeq names its product lipopolysaccharide-induced tumor necrosis factor-alpha factor homolog. The transcript is spliced from 2 exons. NCBI's taxonomy places the organism in Eukaryota, Metazoa, Priapulida, Priapulimorpha, Priapulimorphida, Priapulidae. The coding region runs from base 33 to 314 and encodes 93 amino acids. The record is from RefSeq and is a predicted model, not a curated record. Gene Ontology annotation, molecular function: zinc ion binding.
AUGCAUCAACGCCUGCAUGUGCUGCCGUGUCGAUGCCUAGCGCUCAGACAACCGUGAUGAUAGCACGGCAGCACAACCUGAUGUCGCCGCGUCCAAUACAGAUGCAGUGCCCCAACUGUAACGCCUCCGUCGUUACGAUGACCGAGCGUGUAACUGGCACUAUGGUAUACGCGUUGGCACUGGUACUCUGCGUCGUUGGGUGUUUUGCCGGCUGCUGCCUUCUGCCGUUCUUCAUCCCAGAGUUAAAGGAUGUUCACCACUACUGUCCGACCUGUAGAUAUCACAUUGGCAUCUACAAAAAAGACUUUGGUUAACGACCUCUAACUGACUCGGGCCUUCUGGUGUGUGCAAGAUAGUGACUAGUGCAGUUAUGCUAAGUCCCAGAUAACUUCAAUCUGCCAAGCACCAGCUGGUGACAAGAACUGUAUAGUUAUUCCGUAAGCUACUAUAUUCCACAUAUUGUAAUGGUGAGUUGUAAUUCAAUCGAGAUCAUGCUUAAUUUGUGUAUAAUUAUUGUAUUCCUAGCGGCCUAGCCUUAUAUUAUAUAUUGUAUAUAUAUAGACAAGUGAUUGGCGCGUAAUUUUUUAUACAAUGACUGGGUCCAUAUCUUGUAACGGGAUCAUGGUACUGAACAAGAUAGAACUGUAAAUAUGUAGUAUAAAAAUGGGCGAUUGUUCGCGUUCCAUUUUUAAUGUGUACACUGCAGACGAAACAGAUUAUAUAUUCAGAGAUAUUCGAACUGUAACAUAAAUUAUCUACAUACUAUACUAACGGUACCAUGAUUAGAAACGUUUAUAUACCUAAUGUUGCCUUGGUUACCUAAUGGAACGUUUAAUAAAUUAUUAUAAUCUCCUAUACAUAUAUAGCAACCAUUAAAGAAUGUGUGGCCUGGAUCAGAGCACUCGAACUAAUUAAUAAAUGCCCUAAUUCAAUCAAUUUUCACUAAUCCGAGCGCGCUCUCACACAGCAGGCAGCGAUAUUAGGCUUGUUCCUCGUCUUUUUCUUGCGUAAAAGCCAGAAGGACCCCGCCUAAACGAUAGGUAACGCAGCAUUUCAGGUUGUGAAUACCAACGGCGACACCUAUCCAGCAGUCUACGCAGUUGUCUAUUGAUUAAAUCUGCUAUUGCAUCAUCAUUACA